UGACGAACGAGUAUCGAAGAAUUGGAUGAUGAACGAAUGUCGCAGGAUGAGAUGAUGAACGAAUGUCGCAGGAUCAGAACGAACUUCAGAAGAAGAGGGAGGAAGAAGAGAAGUUGAGAAAAAUCAAAGAACAGAUGGAACUGAAAAAAAAAAGGCGAGAAGAGGAGGAAAGGAGAAGAAAACAACUUGAAGAAGAAGCAAGAAUUAAAGCUGAAAUGGAAGCCGAAAGGCGAAGGGCAGAAGAGGAAGAAAUGAAACGGAGGGAACUUGAAAAAGCGAAACAGGUUUUGAGCAUAAUUACAAUGAAUAAAUAAAGAAAUCGAGGAACAAUUAAGGAAAGAGGAAGAAGAGGCAAAAUCUCGCUGCUCUUGAACAAGAGAGAUUAGAUCACGAACUGGCCUUGCGUUUGGCAAAGGAAUCCAACUCGAAUGUAGAACCCAUGGAGGAACAAAAAGCUAUUAUAAGAGCGGCUUCCUUGAAAGAUCCGAAUAAGAAAUAUGACCUGAGUAAAUGGAAAUACGCUGAGUUAAGAGACACCAUCAACACCUCGUGCGAUGUCGAGUUAUUAGAAGCUUGUAAACAAGAGUUCCAUCGCCGUCUUAAGGUUUAUCAUCAGUGGAAAAAUAAAAAUAAGGCAUCGAAGUCGACGGGUCAAAGUGCUGGUGAUCAAAGAGCACCUCAAGAGGUCGUGGAAGAAGCUGCAAGUCACGCAAGCGUUAGUAAGCCAACUUCCAGACUUCCCCCGCGUCGACCACAGCGAUAUUUCCGCGUUCCCUUUGUGAAGCCCGGUGACGAGUAUCGUGACAACGACUUCAAGAAGCGCGGGUACUGGUUCGCCCAUUUUGACGGGCAAUGGAUAGCCCGCCAGCUGGAGAUACACCCGAACGGAGUGAACGUUGUCCUGGUCGCGGGCACAGAUGAUCUUGAUAUGUGUGAGCUGAGUCUGGAUGAAACAGGUCUGACUCGCAAACGUGGCGCUGAAAUAACAAAACGUGAAUUUGAAUUUAGUUGGCAGAAAUGUGGCAGCAAAUCAGACGCUUAUAAACAACCGACUUUUGAAUGAAAUCACUUCACCUAGGAUUUUUUUUGAGAUCUCACCAAAAUAGAACUUCAUUUCUUUCCUAAAUCUAAUUUGGAGGAGAUAGACUGAAAAGAGCCUCACAUAAUAUCUUCGCAAAUCAAUUUCCACAAUAGAACACUGUUCGACAGUUUUGGAGCAUGUUUUUACAAUGAUCUCGCAAUAUUAUUGAACUUCAAUCUUUUCUCAUAUGCAUUGCACCUAUGAGCAUGCACUGCUGGUGAACUGCUCCAACACUUAAUGGUCACUAUAGAUAACGUUUUCCAACACUAGAUCAAAUUCGUAGAUAGUCAUUUUUAAUCUAUACGUUUAUUUAUUUCACUUUGUAAUAUUUAUAUACAUAAAAAUACUAU
Dendronephthya gigantea is the source of this 1431-nucleotide messenger RNA. Its product is annotated as unconventional myosin-VI-like. The transcript is spliced from 8 exons. The coding region runs from base 440 to 1063 and encodes 207 amino acids. The record is from RefSeq and is a predicted model, not a curated record. Lineage: Eukaryota; Metazoa; Cnidaria; Anthozoa; Malacalcyonacea; Nephtheidae.